AUGUCGUCUCUUAGCAGGGAGCUGGUUUUCCUCAUCCUGCAGUUCCUCGAUGAGGAGAAGUUCAAGGAGACGGUGCACAAGCUGGAGCAGGAGUCGGGCUUCUACUUCAACAUGAAGCACUUCGAGGACCUCGUGCAGGGCGGCGAGUGGGACGAGGUGGAGAGGUACCUCAGCGGCUUCACCAAGGUGGAGGACAACCGCUACUCCAUGAAGAUCUUCUUUGAGAUCCGCAAGCAGAAGUACCUCGAGGCCCUUGAUAGGCAUGAUAGGGCCAAGGCUGUGGAGAUUCUCGUGAAGGAUCUGAAGGUGUUCGCCUCCUUCAAUGAGGAGCUGUUCAAGGAGAUAACACAGCUGCUGACCUUGGAGAAUUUUAGGCAAAAUGAGCAGCUGUCCAAGUACGGGGACACAAAGUCAGCCCGGAAUAUCAUGCUUUUGGAGCUCAAAAAGCUCAUUGAAGCAAACCCCCUGUUCCGGGACAAGCUGAAUUUCCCACCAUUCAAAGCUUCCAGGCUUCGCACAUUGAUCAAUCAAAGUCUGAACUGGCAACAUCAGCUCUGCAAGAACCCCAGACCAAACCCUGACAUCAAGACACUCUUUACUGAUCACUCUUGUGCUGCUCCUACCAAUGGAGCAAGAGCACCUCCACCUACCAAUGGUCCGCUUGUUGGAUCCAUCCCUAAGUCAGCUGGAUUUCCACCAAUGGGUGCUCAUGCUCCAUUUCAACCUGUGGUGUCGCCAUCUCCAAACGCAAUUGCAGGUUGGAUGACAAAUGCCAACCCCUCUUUGCCUCAUGCUGCUGUUGCACAAGGACCACCUGGUCUCGUUCAGGCUCCAAACACAGCGGCAUUUCUAAAGCAUCCUAGAACCCCUACAAGUGCACCUGGCAUUGAUUACCAAUCUGCAGAUUCAGAACAUCUCAUGAAAAGAAUGCGUGUUGGACAACCAGAUGAGGUAUCUUUCUCUGGUGCAAGCCAUCCUGCCAAUAUGUACACACAAGAAGACCUUCCCAAACAAGUUUCUCGUACCCUUAAUCAGGGUUCUAAUGUUAUGAGCCUGGAUUUCCACCCCCUUCAACAAACCAUUCUUUUAGUUGGAACAAAUGUUGGUGACAUUGCGGUGUGGGAAGUUGGUUCACGGGAAAGGAUAGCUCACAAGACUUUCAAAGUUUGGGAUAUUAGUUCCUGUACCUUGCCUUUGCAGGCUUCGCUGAUGAAAGAUGCUGCAAUAUCUGUCAAUAGAUGUCUGUGGAGCCCAGAUGGAACUAUUCUAGGUGUUGCUUUCUCAAAGCAUAUUGUUCAGACAUAUACUUUUGUCCCUAAUGGAGAUUUGCGGCAGCAAGCAGAGAUUGAUGCACACAUCGGUGGGGUUAAUGAUAUAGCCUUCUCUCACCCUAAUAAAACUCUAUCUAUCAUUACAUGUGGUGAUGAUAAACUCAUUAAGGUGUGGGAUGCUCAAACAGGACAAAAGCAGUACACUUUUGAAGGCCAUGAAGCUCCUGUGUAUUCUGUAUGCCCUCACUACAAGGAGUCCAUUCAGUUUAUCUUCUCUACUGCCAUUGAUGGGAAAAUCAAGGCAUGGUUGUAUGAUUGCUUGGGCUCAAGAGUUGACUAUGAUGCUCCGGGACAUUGGUGUACUACCAUGGCUUACAGUGCUGAUGGUACAAGACUAUUCUCUUGUGGUACUAGUAAAGAAGGUGAUUCACACUUGGUUGAAUGGAAUGAGACUGAAGGGGCUAUUAAGAGGACAUACAAUGGCUUCAGGAAACGUUCACUCGGUGUUGUUCAGUUUGACACAACUAGGAAUCGCUUCUUGGCUGCCGGAGAUGAAUUUCUUGUUAAAUUCUGGGAUAUGGAUAACAAUAACAUACUAACAACAACAGACUGUGACGGUGGACUGCCAGCAAGCCCUCGUCUGAGAUUCAAUAGAGAAGGUUCAUUACUUGCAGUUACAACAAGUGAUAAUGGAAUAAAAAUACUUGCCAAUACUGAUGGACAGCGCUUGCUUAGGAUGCUUGAGAGUAGAGCAUUUGAUGGCUCUAGAGGACCUCCUCAACAAAUAAAUACCAAGCCUUCAAUUGUUGCCCUUGGUCCUGUUUCAAAUGUCAGCAGUCCUAUAGCAGUAAAUGCCGAGCGACCUGAUCGGAUCUUGCCUGCAGUGUCGACAAGUGUCUUGGCACCUAUGGAUCCAAGUAGAACUCCUGAUGUUAAACCAAGAAUAACAGAUGAAUCUGAAAAGGUCAAAACCUGGAAGUUGGCUGACAUUGUUGACAAUGGACAUCUUCGAGCCCUGCAUUUGACAGACACGGACACGAACCCAAGCAAAGUUGUCCGUUUGUUAUAUACAAAUAAUGGGAUUGCACUCUUGGCUCUUGGCUCCAAUGCUGUUCAUAAGUUGUGGAAAUGGCAACGGGGCGACAGAAAUCCUAGCGGCAAGUCUACUGCAUCUGUUGCACCUCACCUGUGGCAACCAGCAAAUGGGAUUCUGAUGACAAAUGACACGAACGAUGGCAACCCAGAAGAAGCAACCGCCUGCAUUGCAUUGUCCAAAAAUGACUCCUAUGUUAUGUCUGCCUCUGGUGGCAAAGUCUCUUUGUUCAAUAUGAUGACAUUCAAGGUUAUGACUACUUUCAUGGCACCUCCGCCUGCUGCAACUUUCCUUGCAUUCCACCCACAAGAUAAUAAUAUCAUCGCUAUUGGAAUGGAGGACUCUACCAUCCAAAUCUACAAUGUCCGCAUUGAUGAUGUCAAAAGUAAGCUCAAGGGACAUCAGAAGAAGAUUACUGGGCUGGCCUUUUCUCAAUCAAUGAAUGUGCUAGUAUCAUCAGGUGCUGAUGCUCAGCUAUGUGUGUGGAGUAUUGAUGGUUGGGAAAAAAAGAAAUCAAGAUAUAUUCAACCCCCAUCAAACCGACCUGGCACUUUGGUUGGUGAUACAAGGGUGCAGUUCCACAAUGACCAGACACAUCUUUUGGUAGUCCAUGAGAGCCAAUUGGCAAUCUAUGAUGGAAAUCUUGAAUGUUUGCGCUCGUGGUCUCCAAGAGAUGCACUCCCAGCUCCGAUAUCAAGUGCAAUAUACUCGUGUGAUGGUCUUUUGGUCUAUGCUGCAUUCUGUGAUGGUGCUAUUGGAGUCUUUGAAGCAGAAUCUCUUAGGUUGCGCUGCCGGAUUGCUCCUUCCGCUUACAUUCCACCUUCAAUACUUGCCUGUGCUGGACGGGUUUACCCGUUGGUAGUUGCUGCUCAUCCCAUGGAGCCUAACCAGAUCGCACUUGGCAUGAGCGAUGGUAAAGUCCAUGUGGUGGAGCCUUUAGACGGGGACCCAAAGUGGGGAACAACGCCACCUCAGGACAAUGGAGCGCACCCAGCAAUAUCAGCAGCACCAUCAGCCGCUACCAACCAGGCAUCUGAUCAGCCAACGAGGUGA
This is a messenger RNA of Miscanthus lutarioriparius, 3417 nucleotides long. NCBI's taxonomy places the organism in Eukaryota, Viridiplantae, Streptophyta, Magnoliopsida, Poales, Poaceae. The record is from the annotation of a GenBank genome assembly.